Molecule: messenger RNA, 801 nt
Organism: Acanthosepion pharaonis
Lineage: Eukaryota; Metazoa; Mollusca; Cephalopoda; Sepiida; Sepiidae
Source: the annotation of a GenBank genome assembly
AUGUCCUGUUUCUUAUUUUCUUCAAAUCCAUUUUUCCUUUUUUUCUUCUUGAUUCUAUUUUUCUUUCUUUUGUUACUGUUUCGAUUUUUCUUUGUUCGUCCUUUCUCUCUUAAGUUCUUUUUAUUCAUUCUCAAAUUAUUUCUAUUUGCUUUUUUAUGUUUCUUUUCUUGUAAGGUAAACUCUUUUUUCUUUCUUUCUUUCUUUCUUUCUUUUUCUAUCUUUCUUUCUUUCUUUGUGCCUUUUAUUCCCCACCGCCAUAUUAUAUGGAAUACAGGCGACUUUUUCAUUAAUCUUAUUUGUCACACUCGACAGGAUUUCUUUUCUUUCUUUCUUUCUUUCUUCUAUGCAUAUAUGUUCAUUAUAUGUUUCUUAUCUUUUUUUUAUUUUUUCUUUCUUUUUAAAACUCACUUUCCUUUCUUCUUCGUUUUCUUUCUUUCUUUCUUUGUGUCUUUCUUAAUACCUACAUUUCCCUUUCUCCCUUGCUUCUUUCUUUCUUUCUUUAUCUUGAUUAUUAGUUCUUCUCGGCUUUCCUUUCUUAUGCGGCUUCCUUUUCUUUCAUCCAUUUAUUCUUUCCAUCUUUAUUUUAUUUUUCUUUCUUUCUGUCUUUCUUUUCUUUCUGUCUUUCUUUUCUUUCUGUCUUUCUUUUCUUUCUGUCUUUUUUUUCGAUGCUUUUCUUUUUCUUUCUUACAUUUAUUUCUCUCGUAUGUUUUUGUCUUUAUUAAAGCGUUACUAAAAGUUCUUUCUUUCUGUCUUCCUUCCUUUCUUUCUUUCUUUCGAAAUAAAAAAAGAACACUAAGGUGA